GCGGCAUCCGGCCGCUCAACAUUCCCGCACCUAACUAACCUAUACCUCAGAGUUAUAACCUAACAUUCCUAAAAAUAAUCAGGACAUUACCCAACAAAACAAAGAAAAAAGAAAAAGAAACUAAAUAUUAUAUUUCAUAACCUAAUAAAAUUAUUAUGGUACUAUUAAAAGAACGAUUAAAAGACUAUUAUUAUUAAUUAUUACGUGUAAAAGGACUAAAUAUAAAGUGAAUUUAUUGUGAUAUUAAAAACGUAACAAGGAGUGAAUAUCCUGCGGCCUAGUUAAUAAAUUUCAUUUCGUUUCAUUUUACGGCUGUUCGGAGUGUUUGGUGUGGUCUGGUCCUUGAUCAGUGUGUGUGUGUAGACGUGUGUAGGUGUUCGGUGGCGUGCCGGCUGAUCGAUAAGAGAGGCGCAGGACUCGGCGUCGCGCCGCAAGGACGAUAACUCACACCGACUGCGCGUACUACUGGUAGUAGUACCAGCAGUGCUCGAAUGAUGAAUCAGCUGAUUAUUAAUAACCAACACCUUUGACUGUUAGUCAUUGUCCUUUAAGAUUCCGUCAAUUUCUAACCUCCCAAAAGAAACUAUGACGUAUACGACGUUUUACCUCAAUAUUUAAACUUCUUCGAUAACUUAGAUCGAUAAAUAUUCAACGUAAACGAAGUGAAUUCCAAUUUGUGAAGAUGUCGGGAGUUUUAUUGGAAUCUAGGCCAUUCCGGCCCUUCAAAUCCAGCGAGGAGUAUCUCUUUGCCAUGAAGGAGGAUCUUGCUGAAUGGUUACAGAUGCUCUACCCUCAUCUGCAGAUCAAUAUUGAGAACUUCAUGGAGAGAUUGGAGACGGGAGUUGCGCUGUGUGAGCACGCAAACGCAGUUAAAGUCCAUGCAGCUGAAUACGUCCGUAGAAAGGAAGCUCGCCGCCUCCAGAUGACAAAGUCGACGACAGGUAGCCUCGCGCAGGCGCAGACACUCGUUGAAAUACCGGAAGUCAAGUACCGCUCAAGUGCCAAGGCGGGCACGUUCUUCGCCAGGGACAACCUGAGCAACUUUAUUCAAUGGUGCCGGGAAUGUUUGAAAAUCCUGGAAUGUUUACUCUUCGAAUCGGAUGAUUUGAUCAUGAGGAAGAAUGAGAAGCAUGUCAUUCUGUGUCUUUUGGAGGUUGCACGACGUGGUGCUAAGUUCGGAAUGUUGGCUCCGAUGCUGGUUCAAAUGGAGCGUCAAAUUGAUAGGGAGAUUGCUGCUGAUCAGAGGAUGCAGGCGAGCAUGAUGUCGGAAGCCAUUGAGGAGAAUAAUCAGGCUGAUGAUGAGGAGAGCGAUAGUGAAAUGGAGGAUGAACAGCCUAUGAUGAUGUAUGGACCUAUUCCACAGAUUGUUACCAAUGACUUGAAAAGUCUGGAUGAAAUGGUGCGUGACUUAGUCGAACGAUGCACUUGCGCAACACAAUUCCCUAUGAUUCGUGUAUCUGAGGGAAAAUACAAGAUUGGAGAUACCAAAGUGCUGAUUUUUGUUAGGAUUUUGAGAAAUCACGUUAUGGUGCGUGUUGGAGGCGGCUGGGACACACUCAGUCAUUAUUUAGACAAACACGAUCCAUGUAGAUGUCGCUCACAGCAUCGUGUCAUGCAGGGUGCCAAACUUGUGAAUCGUAUUGGGGUGGAUCUUCAUGGUGCACAGGUCAUUUACGAUAGAUCUGGUAUUGGAAACAACUCCACCCCUAACAACACCCCCGGCGUGAACACAUCACCAUCAAAAGCCUCCCUAGGCCCACCCAUGAACGCCCUCAACCGUUCUCGUUCUCGCUCCCCAUCAACCUACAAUCAACACUUUGAUCGUCGUUCAGCGAGUCCUUACACUCAACGUAAAUCACUCAUGCCCAUUCCAGCAGCAAACCGUUCUCGUUCACCAACCCCCAACUUUGUCUCCACCCACACGACCAAACUAUCCAGCCCCAAAAAGACCUAUUCCAACAUUCGAGGUGACUCUGGUCCGCAAUCACUCCCACCUACAUUUAGUGCAACAAAACCACGCCAUCCGAGUAAUCACGUGACACAUCUACAACUCCCAUCUGCCGAAGCCACGCCCACGAAGUCUUCAAUCAAAACAGAGGCGGUGUUAAUGGUUACCGGAUCGGGUGACAGCACUGAUCACAGUGAUAAUGCUUCGGAGGUCUCCGAUGAAGGUUACAGGAGUUUAGGGAUAAUAGGUGAUAAGAAACAUAGGACGUCAGUGCAUAGUCAGAAUAGUAUUGAGGAUGCAGAUGAAAUAGAGCGUCCGGUACAAUCCGAUCAGGAUCAAGACUAUGACACAAAUGACUGUGGUUUAAGGAAGACCGCAUUUUCAUCCCUUAUUUACGGUGAUGCUAACCCCAUCAUACCACCCACAAUAAGAAAGUCACCUGAAAAACCCAUCAAACUCUCCAAAAAUCUUUCUGUAGUUAACCUAGUACCUUCCACACCAAAGGUACCGCCCUCACCGAAAAAGUCCGCCUCCUCGUCACGCCUUAACCUAACCCUCAACGGUAACGCAAACGUGAAUAACACAUGGAACGGCCGUCAACGGUCACGCCCUUCACUGACCAAUGAAACAUUCAUACCACAUCAACAUCAAUUCGCACGUAACUCCCCGGGGCGGAGCACAUCAGUACCAAAAUACGAUAAUAAUGGCCGCAGGGUUUCACAAUCAGCUUCUACAUCACCCUCGAAAUGUAUCAAGGAUGAUCUCGCUCAAAUCCUACACAUGGAUAACGAAGAAGUGAUUUUGAUCGAAAUGAAUAAAUUGCUGCAACAAUAUAAAUUGUCAAUGUAUGAGGAUGAGACUCAGACGCGCAGGCGCAAAGAUUCCAAACCUGAGAAUGCAGUUUCCAGGAUACCUGCGCCUGUCAUGAAUAAAUGACGUUGGUCUAUACGCAAAGAAGGAAUAAACAGGAAGUAAACUAUUUCAGAAGUAGACUUAAGUAGUGAUGUCAUGAUCAUUAUCAACAAAUCGAAUUUUAAUUCUAUCUGCUCAAAAUUUAUAUUUUUAAAUUUAUUAGAGAGAUGAACAAUGUAACCCCAAGACGCCUUACUAGUAUUAGCAACAAUUUUAACAACAAAAUCAACACUAUUUAAACAAUCACUCCUGAUAAAAACUAAAGAUGGCGCUUGAACAAAAUAUUCUGCAACACGCUUUGCAUGUAAAUGUCAUAAUGAUAAUUUCAGCCGUUGUACAUUUUAUGAUUAUUAUUAUAUUAUUAUUAAUUAAUUGUUAUUAAUUAAGGGUGCUAAUAUCGCUUCUAACUUAUAAGUCUUAAGUUGUGACGCUAUAUAAAAUGAUAUAUAUUAUUGUUAAUCUUAUUAUUAACAAAGCGAUUAACAUUAACUGUUAAGUUCGGUAUUUAUAUUGUUGUGCAAACACGGACACACUGUAUCUCUUUAAAAUGUUGUGUUUGAUGACAAUGCUAACAAGAAUGUUAAAUGUUUAGUAUUAUCACUAUGUUGUAUUACCAAUAUGCGCUAAACUAUGAUAACACAUUUGUAUUUACCAUUAUUUUGUUUAAAUUUUUGUUUAAACUGAGAGGAGAGUAGAGGUUAUUAAGCGUAAAAUUACAUUUGUUUAUUAACCAAGGA
Messenger RNA from Dalotia coriaria, 3597 nucleotides. Its product is annotated as GAS2-like protein pickled eggs. Gene Ontology annotation, cellular component: stress fiber; microtubule plus-end; cytoplasm. Gene Ontology annotation, molecular function: cytoskeletal adaptor activity; microtubule binding; actin filament binding. The record is from RefSeq and is a predicted model, not a curated record. NCBI's taxonomy places the organism in Eukaryota, Metazoa, Arthropoda, Insecta, Coleoptera, Staphylinidae. Gene Ontology annotation, biological process: regulation of microtubule polymerization or depolymerization; microtubule bundle formation; protein localization to microtubule plus-end.